AUGUCCUCCGCCGUCGAAACAACCGGUCUCCCGCACCUCCGCGUGUCCGCCGCAAAGUCCCAGGAACAAACCCCGUCGACCAGGAUUCCUCCUGCGGAAGUCUCGGCCGUGGAAGACCAGUUUUUCUGGACAUACACCGAGGAGCCGCAUCGGUCAAGACGACAGGCAAUCAUCAAGGCCCAUCCGGAGAUAUGCUGCGCAUACCUCCUGCGAAACACCUCCAUGCUGGACUGGCGCUUCAUCGCCACGGCCUACGUGAUCGGAGCCACCGCCAACCAGAAUAUCUUCCUGGCCAUCCACGAGAUCUCCCAUAACCUCGCCUUUCGCUCUCCCUUGGCCAACCGUCUCCUGGCCAUCUUCGCCAAUCUCCCCAUCGGGUUGCCCUAUAGUGCCGCCUUCCGGCCCUACCACCUCACGCACCACAAAUCCCUCGGCGUCGCCGGCCUCGACACCGACCUCCCCACCGCCGUCGAAGCCUUCCUCCUCGACUCCCUCCUCGGCAAGGCCUUCUUCUGCACCUUCCAGAUCCUCUUCUACGCCCUGCGCCCCAUGUUCGUCUACAGCCCGCCCUUCACCCCCAUCCACGCCCUCAACCUCCUCGUCCAAUUCUCCUUCGACUACGCCCUUACGCGCCUGAGCGGCGACUCCCUCCAGCCGCUCCUCUACCUCCUCCUGAGCUCCUUCCUCGCCGGCUCCCUGCACCCCUGCGCCGGCCACUUCAUCGCAGAACACUACUUCUUCUCGCGCGUCGACCACGGCACCGAGCCCAUCGCCGAACAAAACAACCCCAAGAAGACGGAGAAGAAGACAGACCACCCGCUGGACGCCCUCCCGCCCCCGGAGACAUACUCGUACUACGGCCCGCUCAAUUUCUUCACCUACAACGUCGGCCUGCACAACGAGCACCACGAUUUCCCCGCCGUCCCAUGGACGCGUCUGCACGAGCUGCACCGCAUCGCGGCUGAGUUCUACGAGCCCCUGCCGUGCCAUCGCAGCUGGGUCUGGGUUAUCUGGACGUUCAUUCUGGACAAGAAUGUCGGGCUGUGGUGUCGGGUGAAGCGUGCGCAGGGCGGCCGCAUCGUCGGCGGGGGCGGAGCUGAUAAGAAUCGGAAUGGACGCGCGGGCGAGGGCAUCUCGGCGGAGUCGGCUGGUCCGGAGGAGUCGGGUGAGGGGUGGAAGGAGAGUGAGAUUCAGUGUUGA
Aspergillus terreus NIH2624 is the source of this 1200-nucleotide messenger RNA. RefSeq names its product dihydroceramide delta(4)-desaturase. Gene Ontology annotation, molecular function: sphingolipid delta-4 desaturase activity. The record is from RefSeq and is a predicted model, not a curated record. The transcript is spliced from 3 exons. Bases 1 to 1200 code for a protein of 399 amino acids. Lineage: Eukaryota; Fungi; Ascomycota; Eurotiomycetes; Eurotiales; Aspergillaceae. Gene Ontology annotation, biological process: ceramide biosynthetic process.